AUGGUCAGAAGCCCGAGAAUUCUGCCAUCAGUGUGGGAAGCACACAAGGAUACUAUAGAGCGCGUGUACAUGACCGAAAAAGGGACCCUUCACUUACUGUCGGAGGGUAUGGCUGCUAUACAUGGCUUCGAGGCGUCACAUAAGCAGUAUCGAAACAUUUUUACCAAAUGGAGGUUCGACAAGAACAACGUAUCGGACGAAACCCCGGGAAACAACAGAAAGAGAGUAGCACAAGCACUUCCGCACCCGGUCUAUACGCCUUUCAAAAUUGUGGUUUCUUGGACGCCUCGUCCACCAAGGUUCCGGUGGUAUGGCGAAGAGGAAAGACAACUUUGGAAAAUCAAGGUAGCGACAGACAACAUCAUCAAUGGUUCAUUCGGGUCUACCCAUUGGAAAUGGACUCCGAAUAACUUCUCGUUCUUUGAAUCGCCCAUUGGAUUGACUCUAUCGUAUCAGUGGCAAUCGGUAGAAUCCCUAUGCACAGCCAUCACGGACCUUUCAGGGAACGGUAUUCCAUUAUUCCUCAAGAAAUGUCUUGAACUUCUUUUCCAUCGCAUUGAAGACUUGAACGAGACAUUGAGUAAAGAAUGCUUUUUGCUCCAGAUGGUUUAUAUCUGGAGGAUAUGUCUCAACCUUACCAAGAUUCGACUACCUUUGCCUACCUAUGAGCUACCAAACUCAACGUACCCCGUUUCAAUUCACCCACUCGCCCCGAGUUUCUUGCAUCUUCUUGACACAAAACUAGCUGCCAAGUUUGGCCCAGACGAUCCUACAUGCCAAGUUAUAUCUUCUCUUCUUUUUAUUUUCCGUUCUUCGCCCCAGAGGUUCAAAACCGCUUUGCAACUCGGUUACCGCAUGACCAUCAAGGUGUUCGAGAAUAGGCUAGGCCCCAACAACAACAUGGUUUUGAAGAUGUGGUCACACUUUGGUAGAGUCUGUGGACGAACUAUAACACUUAGACUCGAACCAACAGAGUCUAUUUGUAGACAAUUCACUACCUAUAUCAAGAGUAUUGGUGAACAGGUCACACCAAAGUCCCUUUGCUAUCUAUCGGGUCUAGCGGAGAUGGCUGUUGCUGAGUCGAGCCACAGGCUUGGCAACUUAAGCCAGUACGAAGUCAUGAUGCCUAACGAGGGUGGCCAUCACCAGAUGGAAGAUAUCACGAGGCUACCAUCUGAGGAGGAAAGAUCCUAUCAACUCGAAGACAUCAUAAUGAAACUAAGACAUAUGGUAAUGGGGAAGUUACAGGUUACUGAUAAGUUGGAUGACAGCCUGGCAGUCGAAGUCUUUGUUUACACAACCAAGCUUCUGGCUUUGAAACUAAACCGCCAGUUUGCGUCGAGUUACAGACUAAGGCUUCUGGAUGAUUCCAUAAAGAUUUUACGAGGAGGAGGAACCGACUGCAUCCUUUGGGCUUCGACUUUGUCGAAAGAGAGACUACACAUUCUGGCCGGCGAAAAGGAAUGUAAAGAAUUGCAUGAUGAGAAAGCCCGCUUGUCAGCUAUCAGAAAGGCAUUCUCAAUACCAAAUUUCGUUAUCUCAUCAGGAAGCCGGGGAAUUGCGAGAUUAGAAGGUGUAAAGUUAUUGAGUAAGCAGGAGCUAAAGGACAGGGAAGACUUGCGUAAAUAUCUGGACAUGCUGUGUUUUGAUGUAAUGUUCUUCUGA
This is a messenger RNA of Fusarium graminearum PH-1, 1665 nucleotides long. RefSeq lists its product as uncharacterized. The coding region runs from base 1 to 1665 and encodes 554 amino acids. Lineage: Eukaryota; Fungi; Ascomycota; Sordariomycetes; Hypocreales; Nectriaceae. The record is from RefSeq and is a predicted model, not a curated record. The transcript has 2 exons.